CUUUAAUUCGAGAUAAACAUGCCGCAGGACAUGUGCAGUUCAUACAAUUUUUAACUUCUGGUGUAAAAAAAAAGUAAUAUUCGUUUUUCUUAAGCUCAACGAUGGCAAUUGAAACAAUCCACAAGGCAGGAGCCUUGAAACAAACAAAUAAGGCUCACAAACAUGGGAAACACGCCUCAAAGCGAGCCUUGGAACGGGUGGCUAAAGGCAAAACGAACUUAAAAUCUGUUACGAAGAAGGCGAAACGCGAGUUGGGCCGAGAGGACCGUCGGCGGCAGGCGAAUCAGAUUCGUAAAAAUAAACGUCAGGAGGCGAUGGCGCUGAAGCGGGCUUUAGGCGGAGCUACAACGGCUCCAUUUUUGACCUGCGUGCUGCCGUUGCAUGCCAAUGUGGAUGCGAACUCGGCGAUGGCUAUUCUUGAGGGUUGUGAUGAGGAAGCCACCGUUAAAAAGCUUUCUAAUGGAAUGCGUUAUAUCAAUGUACCACGAUUUCGUCAACGUUUUUCCUUUCUAGUUCCCCAGAGCGGUCAUGGUCGUGAAUUAGAGAUAUUGGACUGCUUGAAGGUAUGCGACUCCUCAAUUUUGUUAGUUUCGGCCACCGAAGCAGAGGACGAUGUCAUUGAUAAGGCAGGCGCAAAGAUUUUGAACAUGGCCCUGAGCCAAGGACUACCAACACCGAUGGUUUGCUUGAUGGAUCUUGAAUCAAUCGCCCCCAAGAAAAGGGCACAGGUUAAAGCUAGCGUCCAGAAAGCGCUAUCAACAGUCCUGCCAGACGAGAGGCUUAUGACUUUGGAUUCCAACACCGAUGGGCUAAAUCUGCUUCGCCGGGUGGGUGGACAGAAGCGGAAAAUUUUGCACAAUAGAGCCAACAGACCACAUCUGUUUGGAGAGCACGUCGAGUACGUGGCGCAAAUGGGCGAAGAGGGUGUGGGGACGCUCAAAAUCACUGGAUAUUUGAGGGGUGUUGCACUGUCAGUGAAUCAGCUUGUUCACAUUCCCGGUUUGGGAGAUUUCCAGAUGUCAGAAAUUUACGCUAUAGAUGAUCCCUAUAAGCUACGGAAAAAUGACGAAGAAAUGUCUUCCGAGGGGACAAAGCUGCUUGCUAAAGCGGAUCCACUCAAGCAAACUAGUUUGCAGCGGGAAAACAUCCCGGAUGAAAUGGACGCCGAGCAAACGUGGCCAACUGAGGAGGAAAUCGCAGCAUCAAGAAGCGAAAAUAAGAAAAAGCUGGUCAAACGUGUUCCCAAGGGCUGGAGUGAAUAUCAAGCAGCUUGGAUUCCGGAUGUUGAGGAGGUUUCGGAUGAUGACAGCGAAGAGGAUGAUAAAGAUGAUGAAGACUACAUGUCCUGUGAGUCGGACACCGAAAGUAAGGCGGCAGAGGACGAUGGUGGCUCGGAAGACGAUGAGGAGUUCGAUGAGAUUAGCGUGUCCGAUGGCCCAGUAUCGGCUGAUAAGUACGACAAGCAAAUGGACAUGGAGGAGGAAAAGCGAACGUUGGCAAAAUUGCAGGCCGCCAAGGAUGAUGAAGUGUUCCCGGAUGAAAUAGACACACCGGCAAAUGUUCCAGCGAGGGAACGGUUUCGCAAAUAUCGCGGGCUGGAAUCCUUCCGGACAUCUCCUUGGGAUGUGAAGGAAAAUCUUCCGCUGGAUUACGCUAAGAUAUAUCAGUUCAAAAAUUUCGAUCGCACUAAAAGACGAAUCAUAAAAGAAGCCCAGGAGGUGGAUGACGGAGUUAUGCCCGGAUGGUAUAUUCAGAUUUUGGUUAAAGCUGUUCCUCAGGUUCUGUGGAACGCCUACCUUUCAACUGGAAAUCAAAGUUGUUUGAUAUUGUACGGUUUGCUGCCACACGAGCAUCAGAUGUCCGUUAUGAACGUUUGCCUUAAGCGAACUCCCAACUCUUCGAUUCCAAUCAAAUCCAAAGAGCGACUUAUCGUUCAGUGCGGUUACCGGCGGUUUAUUGUGAAUCCUAUCUUCAGUCAGCACACCAAUGGAGAUAAACACAAAUAUGAGCGAUUUUUCCGCCCUGGAAUGACGGUGGUGGCCACCUUCUUUGCACCAAUUCAAUUCCCCCCGGCACCAGUGAUUUGUUUCCGCGAAAAUCCUGACACUUCGCUGGCAAUGGUGGCCUGCGGAAGUAUCGUCAGCUGUAGUCCGGAUAGGGUGGUGCUGAAGCGUGCCGUACUUAGUGGACAUCCGUUUAAGAUUCAUCGCAAAUCCGCGGUCAUUCGCUACAUGUUCUUCAACCCAGAGGAUAUCGUGUACUUUAAGCCAUGCAAGCUGAGAACUAAGCUGGGUCGGUUGGGUCAUAUUAAGGAAUCGCUAGGAACUCACGGCCACAUGAAGUGCAUCUUCGAUGCACAGUUAAAAUCACAUGACACGGUGCUGCUGUACUUGUACAAACGAGUCUAUCCAAAGUGGACGUAUGAGGAUUGUGUCGUUUCUUGUUCUCGGUCGGCAGACGACACCUGUGUUGCCUCCGGUUCCGGAACUAGUUUGAAGGAGGACGAAGAUAUGCAGGAGUGAUAGAAUACUAUUAGGUAUGAGUUUAAUAAUCUUUGAAUGAAUAUUAUAACCGAUGUUAUAUAUUGCCCAAUACAAUCAGCGAUGAA
Molecule: messenger RNA, 2608 nt
Organism: Wyeomyia smithii (pitcher-plant mosquito)
Lineage: Eukaryota; Metazoa; Arthropoda; Insecta; Diptera; Culicidae
Gene: Tsr1
Product: pre-rRNA-processing protein TSR1 homolog
Exons: 4
Coding region: 102-2522 (806 amino acids)
Biological process (GO): endonucleolytic cleavage of tricistronic rRNA transcript (SSU-rRNA, 5.8S rRNA, LSU-rRNA); maturation of SSU-rRNA from tricistronic rRNA transcript (SSU-rRNA, 5.8S rRNA, LSU-rRNA); ribosome biogenesis
Cellular component (GO): nucleus; preribosome, small subunit precursor
Molecular function (GO): GTP binding; GTPase activity; U3 snoRNA binding
Source: RefSeq, a predicted model, not a curated record